Messenger RNA from Brassicogethes aeneus, 657 nucleotides. Lineage: Eukaryota; Metazoa; Arthropoda; Insecta; Coleoptera; Nitidulidae. The record is from the annotation of a GenBank genome assembly.
AUGACCAUGGCGUUAAAAAAAUUCCUUGAGGAAAACCCUAAUAUAAAUGAAAUAAUACAGAAGUUUUCGGAACCGGGCCAUGGACAAGUACAAGAGGUUGAUAACAUACAUUCGCAAAUUGACAGGAAGUUUGAACACCUUGAGAUUUACAGCCCAUUGGGCCUUUUAAGAUCCCUGAAAGCUGAAUAUGAGAAAGCUGCAAAAAGUUUUAAAUUCGACGAAGUGCCUUAUUGUUCAGUUAAACAAUUGAAAUACAAACCAAAUGAACCAUUCCACAUUUAUUACAAAUUGGAUUACUCAGAUGAAAUCUCACAGUUUAAGGCAGUUCAAAUAACACAAAAAACCAGAAAUAGCCCACUUAAUGCUAAACUGCCCAAAAUAAGUACAGUUCCAGAGCCAACAAAGUGCCUUCUCACUGAGGACAAGGUGUAUCAUCUUUACAAACUGUUUAAGUUUAUUCCAGAAGUAGACAGAACAUGCUUGAAAACUUUCUUCUAUGAAUACAAAGAUGAGAAAAAUAUCAAGAAGUUAGCUAAGCAGUUAGAAAAGAAGGAAAAGAAGGACAAAAGCGAGAAAGAAAAAGAUAAAAUUAAAGAGAAACCCAUGAAGAAAGCAAACAAAGCUGACAAUAAGUCACCGAAACAGAAGAAAACCUAA